GUUCAACGAACGGUUUUUGGACCAUCAAAACAGUACCUGGUCCGUAGCGAGGACUGUGAGUCCACAUAUGCGCAUUGAAUAGAAAUUAGAAUGUUGAAAUUUGAAGGUUAUAAGGAUAAGGAAUGUUGUUUUGCCAUGGAGAAUCAAAAUAUCCCAGCUUAUAACUAAACGAGUUUCUUGUUAUGCCAAAUACAAGUGCUCUGCAGAGCGAGAGUACCACGGCACGAGCACCAGAAUUUAGAUGGAGUCAUUAGGCAACCAAAAUUCUCAUUGAAGUUUAUGGAACCUUUAAAAGGAAGCUAGGUUCCUUCGACGUCAAAAAUUCAAAGAUGAUGUGGUGGAAAAUAUCACAGGCUUUACUAGACUAUAAUAUUAAGGUAACGCCAAACAAUUGCAUCAAUAGAUGGAGGGUACUUGAGCGGAACUAUAAAAAAUAUGUUGAUAACCAAAGGCAAACAGGUAGGGGAAGAACAUUUUUUGAGUAUAAGCAUGAAAUGGAGGAGGUAUUUCUCAAGAAAAAAAAUAUCCGUCCUGAAUUGCUGCUAGCAAGUGAUCAAAUAGAUACUCAAAUAGAUAUGAACAGUGAUAAUGCUAUCACUACAGCUGCACCAGAUGUCUCUUCACCAUCUAAAAGCGUAAGCAGCCCAAAAUCAUUGCAAGCAGUGACACCACAGAAGAAAAGUCAGAUAAUUCGAAAAAGACAAGGUAUUAUGGAAAAAAUAAGAAGUGACCGCAAAACUUAAAAUUAGAAGAAAUGAAAAAAAGGAACCAACUGAUUGAGGAACGAAACAACAUCCUCAAAGAAAAGCAGUGUAACUGUCACCAAACAAGCUCCUAGAUUUACUGUAUUUUGCCAUUAAAGUUAAGUCAUAGUUUAUUAGUUUUGUUGUGUUCAGUAUUGAAAUAUUAAUUUUAUAUUAUGUUAUGUU
Acanthoscelides obtectus is the source of this 929-nucleotide messenger RNA. The record is from the annotation of a GenBank genome assembly. NCBI's taxonomy places the organism in Eukaryota, Metazoa, Arthropoda, Insecta, Coleoptera, Chrysomelidae.